This is a messenger RNA of Lycium ferocissimum, 2060 nucleotides long. RefSeq names its product double-stranded RNA-binding protein 2-like. The record is from RefSeq and is a predicted model, not a curated record. The coding region runs from base 233 to 1669 and encodes 478 amino acids. Gene Ontology annotation, molecular function: double-stranded RNA binding. The transcript is spliced from 3 exons. NCBI's taxonomy places the organism in Eukaryota, Viridiplantae, Streptophyta, Magnoliopsida, Solanales, Solanaceae.
UCCACACCUCUUCUGUAAUGCGAAAAAAAAGAAGAAAAAAAUGACUUGAUUAAUUUAAUUAAACUUUCUUCCCUCUCUCUCUCUCUCUAGAAGUAAAAAUCCACUGAUCUUAGCUCGCUCUCUUUCUAUCUGGAAAAUCAUUUACCCUGCCAUUGAAACAAAAACCCUAAAAGACCAACAUUCCAAUGGAUCAUUGAUCUGAGUUGAUUUCUAUUUUGUGUUGUUUGUCGAAAUGUAUAAGAACCAGCUACAAGAGCUGGCACAAAGGAGUUGUUUCAACUUGCCGUCAUAUGCAUGUAUAAGAGAAGGUCCUGAUCAUGCCCCGCGUUUCAAGGCUACAGUGAAUUUCAAUGGAGAGAUAUUUGAGAGUCCAAAUUACUGCACAACACUACGUCAAGCUGAACAUUCUGCUGCUGAGGUGGCACUUAAUGCACUUGCUACCUCUAAUUCCCUCGCUGCUAGAAUUCUCGAUGAGACGGGGGUAUAUAAGAAUCUAUUACAGGAAGUUUCACAAAGAGUAGGAGCAUCAUUGCCAGCAUAUACAACCUUUAGGUCCGGUGUAGGACACCUUCCCGUCUUUACCUGCACAGUAGAGUUGGCAGGUGUUACAUUUACUGGAGAGCCAGCUAAGAAUAAGAAGCAAGCUGAAAAGAAUGCAGCAAUGGCAGCCUGGUCGUCUCUGAAGCUACUGGCACAGCAGUCUGAAAGUUCAAUACCUGAUAGAGGGAAAAAUGAUGAGCAAGAGCAUGUAACGGUGGCACGUUCUCUAAAAAGGUACAUUUUGAAGGCAAAGCUAGCUAAAGUACCAUUUCCAAUUAAAUUUCCAAUGCCUAAGCCCAGACCAUCAAGUAUACAGCAGUUUCCACCUUCAACAUCAAAAAUCCUUCCCCUAAUAUGCCCAAGAACAGCUACACGCCCUAGACCAAUCAGUCCAUUAUGUGUCAAAACUGCUUCUCAAAGUCGACCUAUUAGUGCUCAAGGGAGUAAUACAUCCUUGAGUCCUAGAACAGCUCAAGCAAUCAGUAGUAUUCUAAAUGAAAGCUUCUCUGUGGAGAGCCACAGUGUUCGAGCAGAUAAGUUCCCUGCUGUUGAUGCAGCGCCAUAUAUUCCUGUCAGGCAUUUAGGCCCAAACCAUAGAAUGGCGCCUCCAGUGACAAUAAGGAAUGCAAUUCCUGUUUUCUCGGCACCACCACUUCCUCCAGCAUCUCAAUCUCCUAGCACUUUAAGGCCACCGGGAUUCGGAGUGGCACCACCUGUCUGCGUAAGACAGACGGUGCCAGUUUAUGCUGAUCCCUCUACUCGGCCAGACAAACUACCGGUAUUAGAUCCAGAACUUCAAGUAAGGACACCGCCAUUUUCUAGAGCUCCACCUGUUCGAGUUGAGGAACCAAUGACAUCAAAGGAACCUGAAAUUCUGGUGCAGGACUUGCCAGCUAAAGUACUAGCAUUACCAAAGUACCUCCUGGAGGGCCAAAUUGCGGAGAGACCAGGCUCUCAAGUCCAACCAGCCCAGCUGGUAAGGCCAAUUGAUUUUGAAAAUUUACCAACUCAAGUCGAUCCCGUGGUUUCAAAGAACUCAACAGUGCCAGCAGAAGGGACUGGGAUUGCAGUUAAUAAGAAGCUGCAAGAGUCUGAAGAAAUAGAGAAAAUGAAACAGCUAAAUAUCUGAUGUGAUCUCGGGCAUGGGAUGUUCUAAAAUGCAGGAAUCUAUUGUAGGCGGUUGUACUGAUAUCUAUCUUGUACGUCCUUAUGGGCUUAAAAUUUUCAGUUACUUACAUUCUAUUUGGAAUGGGUAUAGCUGCCUUACCCAUGUUCUCUCGAGUUCACAUUGCAGUUCAGCGCCAGCAAUAUGCGAAAACUGCCUCUGGUUAUCUGGAAAAUGGAUGUGUAGUAUAUUAUAAUAGCAGUCAAUAUAUGUAAGUUGCUUAUUAGUAUGAGCAAGUAGAUGUGUAGUUCGAUCAGAUCUUUCCUAGAAUAUAUGGGUGCACUGAUUAGGUCUAGCUUGUUGCUUCUGUGAAAUAGUCUGCCGUUAUUAAUGCAAUAUGCUUUUAUUUAUCUUA